UAACCAACGGGAAUUCAAAUCCACUCCUUCAAAGACAAUUUAGUGACCGGGUAGAUUUCCCAUGAAUGCGAUGUCAUCUGCCGGAAGGUCUCGUGUGGCAGAGAAUGAAGGUUGAGUGUAUAACAGAGAAAGGCAUUUGACAGCUUGCCAGGGGGGGAAACUAGACCCGCUAGAUAUUCAAAAGCGAAUCGUCAACUGAAGCUAGUCGGCUCAAGGAUCACUCACGGUCCGUCUCCCAAAUCGCGCACAAAUGUAGACUGGAAAGAAAGCAUUUGUAAUUUAAAAACAUCACACUUGAAGACACAUUUAUACCAAAUAUCUGUUUUUUUUGCUAAAUUAACCCCUUGCUGGAUCUACAUCGUGAAUGUGGCAAUGAAUUCGGCGGAACAGACGGUAACAUGGCUCAUAACGCUUGGGGUCCUGGAAUCGCCGAAAAAGACCAUCUCGGAUCCAGAAGGAUUUCUGCAAUCAUCUCUCAAAGAUGGAGUGGUCCUAUGUAAGCUGUUGGAACGACUGCGCCCUGGAUGUAUCGAUAAAAUUUACCAGGAACCGAGGAACGACACCGAGUGCUUGGCUAACAUCAGGGAGUUUCUCAAAGGCUGCGGAAUCUUUCGCAUAGAGACUUUUGAGGCCAAUGACCUUUUCCAGGGUCAGAACUUCAGCAAGGUGCUGAAUUCCCUGGUGGCGCUGAGCAACGUGACGGCAGAUAUCGGCGUGGGCAGUGACUCUGUAUGUGCGCAUCACUCCUCUUCCCAUCGGAUCAAGUCCUUCGAUUCGCUGGGCUCCCAGUCCUCCAUCGGCAGAUCCUCUAAACUCCUGCAGAACCAGUAUCGCAGCCUGGACAUGUCUGAGAACAGCAACCACCAGAUGGUGGUGAAGGCCCGCUUCAACUUCCAGCAGACCAAUGAGGAUGAGCUGUCCUUUAACAAGGGCGACAUCAUCCAUGUUACCCGUACGGAGGAUGGCGGCUGGUGGGAGGGCAGCUUCAACGGCAAGACCGGCUGGUUCCCCAGCAACUACGUUCGAGAGGUCAAAGGCAGUGACAAGCCGGUCUCUCCCAAAUCUGGAACGCUGAAGAGCCCGCCAAAAGGCUUCGACACCUCGGCCAUCAGCAAGACCUACUACACCUUGGUACUGCAGAACAUCUUAGAAACGGAGACGGAGUAUUCCAAGGAGCUCCAGAACCUUCUGUCCAACUACCUGCGAUCACUUCAGAGCACGGAAAAGCUGAGCAUGUCGGACAUCGCCCACCUCUUGGGGAACCUAGAGGAGAUCAGCACCUUCCAGCAAAUGCUGGUCCAGUCCCUGGAAGAGUGCACCAAGCUCCCGGAGGCCCAGCAGAGGGUGGGGGGGUUCUUCCUCAGCCUCAUGCCCCAGAUGAAGGGGCUGUACGUGGCCUACUGCGCCAACCACCCCUCCGCGGUCAGCAUCCUCACCGAGCACAGUGAAGAACUGGGAGAGUUCAUGGAGGGGAAGGGGGCCAGCUCCCCCGGGAUCUUGACCCUGACCACAGGCCUCAGCAAGCCCUUCAUGAGGCUGGAUAAGUACCCCACCCUGCUGAAGGAGCUGGAGCGGCACAUGGAGGAGUAUCACCCUGACCGUCCAGACAUUCAGAAGUGCAUGACAUCAUUCAAAAACCUUUCCGCACGGUGCCAAGAGGUUCGGAAGCGAAAAGAGUUGGAGCUGCAGAUCCUGACGGAAUCGAUUCGUUGCUGGGAGGGUGAUGACAUCAAGAGCUUGGGCUCCGUCCUGUACAUGUCCCAGGUCCUGGUACACAACCAUGGCAACGAGGAGAAGAGUGAACGCUACCUGCUGCUCUUCCCACACGUGCUGCUCAUGCUUUCCACCAGUCCUAGGAUGAGCGGCUUCGUUUACCAGGGUAAGCUACCACUGACGGGAAUGACUAUCUCCAAGCUAGAAGACACAGAAUCCUACAAAAAUGCUUUUGAAAUAUCGGGGCCCAUGAUUGAGCGCAUUCAGGUGGCCUGUCAUAACCAGCAGGACCUGCAGGACUGGGUGGAUCACCUGCACCGCCAGACCAAGCGCACCUCGCUGGCCACGUCCGCCGCGAAGCCGCAGUCCGUCCCCUGCCAUACGCUCCCCUCACACCCCCUUACCCCAUCCAGACAUUCGGAGAGCCGGGGUACAGCAGUGGCCCCUGCCUACCACACCCUCCCCCACCUCUCAUCCCAUGGGACCCCCCACAGCACUAUGAUGUGGGGGCCCCUUGAGCCCCCCAAGACCCAGAAGCCAUGGAGCUUGAGCUGCCUGCGACCUGCUCCACCCCUGAAGCCUUCAGCCGCACUCUGCUUCAAAGAGGACCUCAGCAAAAGCCCCAAAAGCAUGAAAAAGCUUCUCCCGAAACGCAAGCCAGAGAGGAAGCCCUCAGAGGAGGAGUUUGCGCUGAGGAAAAGCACGGCCGCGCUGGAGGAGGACGCCCAGAUCCUGAAGGUUAUUGAGGCCUACUGCACCAGCGCCAAAACUCGGCAGACGCUCAACUCCACAUGGCAGGGUACAGAUCUUAUGCAUAAUCACGUGCUGGCCGAUGAUGACCUGUCCAGCAUGGACUCUCCGGUGCGUCGCAACAGUAUCUCCCGUCCAGAGCCGACCUCUGACCUCUCAGAAGACUCAGACUAUGACAUCAUAUGGACAGCCCAUAGUAACAGGAUGGUUUCCUCAUCUCGAUCUUGGAAGGAAUCGGGGCCUCACAUGCUAUUUCCCGAAGAGGAGAAGAUUAUCGUGGAAGGGACCAACAGCAACGGUCAGACCGUGAUCGAAGAGAAGAGCCUCGUGGACACGGUUUACGCGCUGAAGGAUGAAGUACAGGAACUGAGACAGGACAAUAAGAAGAUGAAGAGGACGUUGGAGGAGGAGCAGAGGGCUCGGAAGGAGCUGGAGAAGAUGGUCAGGAGGGUGCUGAAGACCAUGAACGACCCUUCUUGGGACCAAACCAAUUUGUGAAUAGUUGUGUCCACCGCGUUUUGUGUCCGCUCGCCUUUUUGUUCACUCGUCUUAAUCAUUCUUCAUCGUCUUAUCGUGUGACAGCGGAGGGAGGUUUCUGCACACGGGAAUGCCCUCGAGUCCCUCUGAGACACGAUCCUGUCUCAGACUCAGAAACGGGGGCUCCCUAAUGUGCAGCUCCGCUCCGUUGCUGUGACGCUCAGCAUUUUAAAUAACUGGAAACGGGGAUCUGCCAUUACAGUCCUGGAGGGCCUCUCUGUCUGCCAGUUCUCAGUGCGAAUCAACACAUCUUCAUUUGAAGUCAUUGACUGGCUGGUUGUUUCCGAGGCCUAAUUGGCUUCAGAAUGAAAGGACAACACAGAAUCCUGCAGGCACUGCAGCCCUCCAGGACUGCAGUCUGAGACCCCAGUCUGGAAGCAUGGAGGUGGUCUGACAAAAUGGAGACUGAGGGAGGGAGGGAGGGAGGGAAGGAAGGAAGGUUGAGAGCUCGCAGAAGUGAAGCUGAGAGCAUCUACUGUGACCAACUGCACUAACUGACAGUAACAGGACCAAAUCAACUCACAGAGGGUGUCUGGGGUCAAGAAAGCCCUGAGAACAUUCUGGAACCCCCCAAGCCUUUCCCUAAUGCUGCUUGCUAUCAGCCAUCUUUUUCUUCUAUUUUUUCUUUUCAUUUUCAAACUAUUGCGUUAUAUCCCACACGCCACCCCUAAUAAACAAGUACAGCUAUCAUUCACAGCUGAGAUUGGAAUUUUCCUGAUCAGGAAAUGAUGAUUUUCAGACCUAAAAUGGCUCAAACAGAGGCAGGGGACUUGGGUAUGCCAUAAGCGCCCACAGCAAGAGCUUUUGUAUUCGUGGACAGAUGAUAUCAGAGAAUAUUCAGCAAUAAAACCAAACGCUACUGGCACUAUAUUUUUAGGGCUGAAAAGGAGUAUUUCCUCAUUAAUCGGCGUUGAGUGAGUGUGCUGCUGUUGCCAGGGUGUGGGAGAGACUGCGUAAUGUCACUGACUUUGUCUGGUGAGAGCCUGUGUGUGCCGAUAUUUUCUGGUGCUCUGCUCAGAGAUCAUCUCUUAACCCAACACGUAACCAACAGAAACUGCUAACAGCUCAUGAAAGCUCACCACAGCAAUACUACUCCAAUUUGACUGGAAACGUUUCAGGUGAAUUCUGUGCUGGUUGUCUUAAGAACCAGUUUUGUAGACACUUCUGGGUUUUAAUUACCUCAUUUUUUUUUUGUAUGUUUUUGUAUUAUAAUUUUUUUUUUUUUUUUUUGUGCGGCUGGGAAUUUGCUAUAGACCUUUUGUCUGUGUUGACUUUUUAUGUUUUAAUGUUUCAUACAAGAUUCCUACAGAGGUUGACCUUUAUAUUGUAAAUACUACUGGGAACUGUGCCUUUUGAAAUGGGUUCAAAUAUUUGGCAGUCUCAUAAGCUCAAAGGCUUUUGUAAGAAACAGUCAAAUUCCCGUCCUUUUAACAAAUAUACUGAAUUAGUCACUUAUUAUUUGAACCUUUAAUCUUUUUUGUAAGUUAUGUAUGUAAAUGAAAUUGUCUAAUGAAAAGAACUGGUAUGCACUGAGUGGAUUUUGUUUUUGUUGUUGUUGAAUCUGGUGAGAAUGUCACCAGAAAGUACUUUGUGACCAAUGUAUUUUUAACCUAACACUGACUUAAUGUGCAUUGUUUAUGUGAAUUAAACCUGUAAAUAGAG
This is a messenger RNA of Anguilla rostrata (American eel), 4662 nucleotides long. Its product is annotated as rho guanine nucleotide exchange factor 7-like. Gene Ontology annotation, cellular component: lamellipodium; cytoplasm. The record is from RefSeq and is a predicted model, not a curated record. The transcript is spliced from 22 exons. NCBI's taxonomy places the organism in Eukaryota, Metazoa, Chordata, Actinopteri, Anguilliformes, Anguillidae. Bases 373 to 2961 code for a protein of 862 amino acids. Gene Ontology annotation, biological process: intracellular signal transduction; lamellipodium assembly. Gene Ontology annotation, molecular function: guanyl-nucleotide exchange factor activity; protein binding.